UUCAAGACUUCUAAAACUGCAAUGUGAAAAGUGAAGCUGGAUGACAAUACGAGAGUUAGAACAUAAUUGUCCUGCUCAUGUUCGUAUUCUAGUAGUAUCGUUCCUUGUUGGGUUCCAGAAAUGUCCGACUCAGAAGGAGAGGAAUUCUCUGGUGAUGAGAUCGAAGACGACCUAGAUGAAGAGGAGGAUGAAGAUGAGGAGGAGGAAUCAGAAGAAGAAUCUUAUGGCCAGAAGAAAAAGUCCAAAGCACCGCGAAAUGCCGGUUUCAUCUUAGAUGAAGCAGAGGUCGACGAGGAGGAAGAAGAAGAUGAAGAUGAAGCAGAGGAUGGUUUAGAUGAUCUGAUAGCCGAUCGAGAUGCUGGCCGGGGUGAUGAUCGGAGAACACAUAUCAAAGCAGACAAUGAGUUACACUUCGGUAAUAACUCUGAUAUGCACCAAGCAGAAGAGUAUUACAUGAAGAAGUAUGGGUCCGCAGAUUUGGAUGAUGAUGAUAUGCCAAUCUCAGGCAGUACUGCAGGUCCUAUUUCACAGCAAAGUUUGCUGCCAGGAGUCAAGGAUCCUAAUUUGUGGACAGUGAAAUGCAAGCUGGGCACAGAGAAAGAGACAGCAUUACAACUUAUGAGAAAGUCUAUUGUGAUGGAAGCCAAGGGAGAGCCUCUGCAAAUCAAGGCGGUAGUGUGUCCAGAAGGUCUGAAAGGAUACAUCUACAUUGAGGCGUAUAAACAGUCUCAUGUCAAACAGGCCAUUGAAGGUAUUGGGAACUUGAGAAUGGGUCGGUGGAACCAGCAGAUGGUGCCAAUUCGUGAGAUGACGGAUGUAAUGAAGGUUGUAAAAGAGAUUCAGACGGUAAAACGUGGACAAUGGGUGAGAUUACGGCGGACGAUGUACCGUGAUGACAUUGCUCAGAUUGACUAUGUGGACAAUUCUCGGUCUCAGCUGGUUCUGAAACUGAUACCACGUAUUGACUACAACAAGCCACGUGGUGCUGCGAAGUCUGCAAUAGAACCUGAAAAGCGGAAGAAAGGUGGCCGUGCUCCGCAGAAGCCCUUCAACGUGGAGAACAUCCGUGCCAUUGGAGGUGAUGUAAACAAGGAUGGUGACUUCUUCUUGUUCGAGGGAAAUCGCUACCGGAAAGGAUUUUUGUACAAAACAAUGACAAUGUCAGCUGUGAUCAUCGAUGGUGUUAAGCCGACGCUCGCGGAAUUGGAGAAGUUUGAAGCAGUUUUGGAAGAUACAAAGUUAGAAGUUGGUGCUCAGAAAGAAGAAAACUUGGAUCUUCAGUUUGCCGUGGGUGAUCCAGUUAUGGUCGCUGAAGGGCAGUUAGUAAAUCUAGCUGGUCGUGUCUUGGCAAUUGAAGGAGAUCAAGUAACCGUCCUACCCGUUCACGAUGAUUUGAAGGAAGCAUUAGUGUUCCCUGGUAAAGAGUUGAAGAAGCAUUUCAAAGUCGGAGAUCAUGUCAAAGUUGUGCGUGGCAACCAUGAAUCCGAGACAGGAAUGGUUGUACGAGUGGAGAACAAUGUCGUCGUGCUCUUCUCAGAUCUUAGCAUGAAAGAGCUGAAAGUCUUACCAAGAGAUCUGCAGAUUGCUGCUGAGCGCAGUACUGGCGUUGAUCAGUCUGGCCAGUUUAGAGUCGGCGAUUUGGUCCAACUCGAUGCGCAGACAGUCGGUGUCAUUAUCCAGGUGGACAGGGAACAGCUUCAUGUCCUCAAUCAGACUGGAAAGGAGGUUACUGCACGAUCUCAAGCUGUUAUCAAGAAGAACUGCCGCAAUGCUGUAGCGCUGGAUUCUGAACAGAAUGAGUUUCAAGUCAAGGAUAUGGUAUCUAUUGUUGACGGACCACACUCGGGAAAGCAAGGUGAAGUCAAGCAUCUUUUUCGGAGUUAUGCCUUCAUUCAAGUUCGUACAAUGGUGGAGACAGGCGGUAUCAUUGUCGCACGAACGCGUCAUGUUCUUUUGGCUGGUGGUCCUAAAAACAUGUCGCGUGGUGCCAGUGGUGCGUUUGUUGCCAUGUCCCCACGACUAUCCAGUCCAGCACAUCCGAGCAGCGGUCGUGGGCGUGGGGCUCAACGCGGUGCAAAUGCCGGUGGUGGUCGAGGACGAGGUGGUGGUAGAGGUGGAGGUAGAGGUGGUAGAGAUCAGGAGUUGAUUGGAAAGACCGUUCGAAUCUCACAGGGAACCUUCAAGGGUUACAUGGGAAUCGUCAAGGAUGCCACCGACACUACAGCUCGUGUUGAACUGCACGCCGACUGUAAGACUAUCACAGUCGACAGAAGUCGUUUGUCAACUGUUGAUGCUGUUGGUGGUGGUUCCACGCCACACUACUCACAGACGCCAGUGUACGGUAGCCGCACGCCCAUGUAUGGCUCACGCACACCCAUGUAUGGUGCCGGUGCAGCCGGAUCUCGUACGCCAAUGUAUGGUUCACAGACGCCACAGCAUACACAGGAUGGAAGUCGCACGCCUCAUUACGGUGAAGGUGGUCGUACACCAACGCACGCACCUGCCUGGGACCCAACGCAGGCGAAUACGCCCGCAAGAGCCGAUGAGUUUGACUAUUCGUAUGAAGGUAGUACGCCAUCACCACAGCUCGGAUAUUCUGUCAAACCCGCAACACCAGGUGGUGUUUACGGUGGCCCAGCUACGCCGUCAGGUUACAAUGCUGAUACGCCAGCACCGUAUACACCUGGAACACCGCAGGGAUCCAUGUACGGUACUGACAUGACCUACUCGCCGUACACUGCGUCUCCUGCUUCGGCUAACACUCCGUACGCUGUGCCGCAGUCACCAUCAACGUAUAAUCCACACACACCGGGUUCUGCUUUGGAAGAGGCUGCUACUCCUGCCAUGCCAGAUUGGCUUGUUGCUGGUGUUGAAGUCCGCAUCAGUGACUCAUUCAAGGAUGCCCAGUUGUCAGGUCGAAACGGCGUAAUCAGGCAGCACACCGGUGCCACCUGUUCUGUACACGUGUUUGAGAAAGGCUAUGACAUUGAUCUACCCGUCGCAGCUCUCAAGCAAGUUCCUCCUUCCAAAUCAUGCAAGGUAAUAGUUCUUCACUGGGACGCAGAUGUAGAAUGUAGAACCGGCAGUCUACUGAGCAUUGACGGUUCUGACGGUGUUGUCAAGAUGGAUGAUGGCAAUCUGAAAAUCAUUCACCUCGACUCCUUGGCAAAGUUAGCGGACAGAUGACCCUCAUGAUUCCUCUAAGGCCUAAGGCCUUCUCUCCGCCUUUCAAUAUGUGUGGUCUUGAGCACAGUUUGUGUCUGUGUGUGUCUAUGUGUCUCAUGGCAUACAUUCUCAAUUGAUACAUACGCUCUCUCAGCAAACGCAUGCAUUACAUUGCCAUGAUAUAUGUAAGGUUUCAUGCCAGUUCACCACUCACGUGUCUUUACUACUCAUACUCGUACUCUUCAGUCAUCUUCAGAAGCAUCAUCAUCUUUCAUAUGUUUUUAGUUAUUCUCAUAAAACAGUUGAACCAUAGUGUGUAGCACGAAAUGUGAAACUCAACAGUAAUUCUAAUAAACACAAUUCAACCCAUUCGUGGGCACUACGUAAUGCUGACUUACUCUUUUUCUUUGCCAUAUUACUUUGCUGUCAUGUGCUACCAUGGUGAGGUGUGCAAGCAAGAGUACAUAAACCCUGGUAUGCACUCUUGGUGCAAGUGGA
Molecule: messenger RNA, 3663 nt
Organism: Sycon ciliatum
Lineage: Eukaryota; Metazoa; Porifera; Calcarea; Leucosolenida; Sycettidae
Product: transcription elongation factor SPT5-like
Exons: 35
Coding region: 121-3186 (1021 amino acids)
Biological process (GO): transcription elongation by RNA polymerase II; transcription elongation-coupled chromatin remodeling; regulation of transcription by RNA polymerase II
Cellular component (GO): DSIF complex
Molecular function (GO): protein binding; mRNA binding
Source: RefSeq, a predicted model, not a curated record